UAAAUUGGCGCCAAGACAACAUCUUUUAACACAGGCUGCAUUUUUUAAAGUUGGUUGAUUGUUUUUCAUUUAUUUAACUGAUUUUUUUAUGUUUUAUUCAACAAUUUGUUUUAAUAUAUAUUAGUGAAAUCAUGAACGUACUUAACUUCUAUACCAACACACAAUUAAGGGGCAAUAUUGGUCAGCGCUUAAGCUUGGACUUUAAAGUUGCUGAAAUUUAUUGUUCACAUGAAAAUCACAUUACAUACGAAACAGAGGCUAUCUCUAUAGAAUCUCCCAUUCUGGCCACAGCUUAUGAUGGCGGCAAACACAUUGCUUCAGCCAAUGAAGUGGGUACUGUCGACCUUUUGGAUAUUCAUAAUCUUCAAUCUGAAUAUAAAUGGGAGCUUCACCAGAAUGCAAUUUUUGAUAUUAAAUGGCGACCUGAUGUGUCUGGACAAUUAUUAACCGCAUCUGGAGAUUUGAGCAUUACUUUAGUCGAUAUUUUCCGUCCCAAAGAUAAAAUAGUAGCAAUAGAGAAAAGUCAUAUUUGUUCGGUAAGAAGUGUAGAUUUUCACGAUUCUAAUGUUUUUGCCAGCGGUGCAAGAGAUGGACACGUCAAGGUUUGGGAUCUCAGAGACUGUAAUGCGCCUGUACUUGACAUUCCAUUCGCUCAUGUCGCUGAGACUAAAAUAUCAAAGCGUAGAUAUAAAAGGUAUAGGAGUUGUCCGGCAAAUGCUGUAACAUCGAUAUUGUUUUCUGGCUAUCAUCUGUUCAGUGGAGGAGCUAGCGAUGGAUUGAUUAAAGUUUGGGAUAUUCGUAAACAAACCUCUAAAAUUCAACCUCUUAAACAAAUGUCAUUUGGUGGUAAAAGCAAUUUCUCGGAUAAACAAGGUUAUACUUCCCUCGUAAUGUCGAAAGGGUUUCUCUAUGCAUCGUGCUCAGACAAAACAGUCUAUUGUUAUUCACCAUAUCAAGAAAAAAUUGUUGGUCGUUACAAAGGAGCACGCAUCAACAAUUACUCAAAAGUAUCAAUACUAAACGAUGAAUAUCUUAUUUGUGGCUCCAUGGACAAAUGUGCUUGUCUUUGGAAAAUUAAACAUCAACAGGAUGGUGAUCAACCAAUUUUGCCUUCGUAUAUUUUACCUGAAAACUCUGAAGUCGACUCAGUUGAAGCUGUCAAUCAGAUGGGUCUUAUUUUCACCGGUACCGAUCAGGGUAGAUUAAGAAGAUGGACCUUUGAACCAUUGAAACCAAAUGAAAACGGCAACUACACAGCAUAUGAUAAAAUAGAACCGUACAAAGAAGAGAAAAAGGAGCCAAUUACAGACAUUGAUAGUGAAAACUUUCCUACAAUCACCGUUGAAGACUAUGAAACUACUCAUCCUGUUCGUUCUAAACGUACUAAACGUAAUCUUUUUGCAACUCCUGUCCGUGGAGAAAAACGUCCUGUCCGUAAUAACAAGAGGCGACGUAGUCCCAGAACUCUUUCACCAAAGGGUAAAAAAUCAAGAACGAAACCAUCAGAACCAUUAACUCCAAUAACAAACUACUAUCAAAAAUUACCAAAGAAUGAUAGCCCAAAAGGACAAUCUUAAAUGUGAUAUUAAAACUGGUAACAUAAUGUUAAAUAAUGAAAAACAAAGAAAAGAGUAAAAAUUGCUGCGAAAAUAUUUUUGUAUAAAUACGACGCAUUCAGUUGCGGAUAUCAUAACUAGAGUUCAAUAUGGAAACUAAUUUCAAAAUUUUU
This is a messenger RNA of Tetranychus urticae (two-spotted spider mite), 1729 nucleotides long. It is a transcript of the gene l(2)dtl, whose product is annotated as WD40 domain-containing protein denticleless. The record is from RefSeq and is a predicted model, not a curated record. Gene Ontology annotation, cellular component: nucleus. Gene Ontology annotation, molecular function: protein-macromolecule adaptor activity; protein binding. Lineage: Eukaryota; Metazoa; Arthropoda; Arachnida; Trombidiformes; Tetranychidae. Gene Ontology annotation, biological process: proteasome-mediated ubiquitin-dependent protein catabolic process; mitotic G2 DNA damage checkpoint signaling.